AUGGAAAUGCAAAGAUUAAGGAGAGAAAAAGAAGAAUUGAGAUUGAGAAGAGAAAAGAAAGACCUAGAGGAGGAAAUUGAAAAGAAUAGGAUAGAAGCGACUGAGAGAGGAAAAAAGAUUGAGGAUAGGACAGAGGAAAUAAGAAGGGAGAUGGAGAGCGUGAAAAAGAGUGGACCGAUGAGUCAAGAGAUAGUAGAUGUGAUUCAGCCUACGCAGAUGAAGAGGAAGGCAGGUGAUAGAAUGAAGGGCGGAAAUAUGGAUAUAUAUGUGGUAUGUGAAGAUGUGAGUCAGAGGCCCAAGAUGAUUAAAAGGGAAACAUUAGACAAAGAUCUUAAAAAUGGGAAUGAGGGAAAUGAUAAGGAAAAAAGAGAAAAGGGAGAGAGGAGAAGUGAGAGGGUGAAAGAAGUGAAUAUGAGAAGGUUAAUCAUGGAGGAGUCAAGAUCCAGUGCGGAUGCAUUAGAAGAGAUGGGUACUAUCUCCCGUGAUCUUAGGAACAUCCUCCUCUCAGAUGCUAAUAAGGUCACAAAGUGGGUAGUAGACCGUAUUCUGAACCAAUGUGGGAGGUAUGAGGGACUGAUACAGAGGCUACUGAUUGAGAACAAAAGACUGGAAGAUCAUGUGAAGGCAUAUGAUAUAGUGGAGGUAGAAACAUUGAGUGAAGUUAAGGAAACAUGUAAGGCGAUGAAGAAUAUAGUAGAAGGAAUGGAUAAAAAAGUUCAGAUGAUGGAAGGAAAGAUACAGCAGAGUGUGAAGGGACUUGAGGAGACAAUUGCUAGAGGGAGAAGUGAAGGUAUGAUAGAUAGGUCUGGCGGAGAAAUUUCACUGGACAGGAGGGGGAUUGAAAAUAGUCAAGGAAGUAGAAGAUCUUAUGCUGUAGUUGUAAAAGGGAUCCAUGAUGAUCUGACGGAAAGAGAAAUAAGACAAAGGAUGAUGGAGUGUAUACCACCCGAAAAAGGGGUAAGGAUUAAAUCGAUCCGCCCCUCUAGAUCCGGUGGGAGUUUAGUAGUUGAGAUCCCGAGUGAGGCAGAGAGGGAUAAGAUUCUAAACUGCUCGGAUUUGUGCGAGGCUGGACUAAACGCUCACAAACCGAAGAAGUUGGAUCCGAGGGUGGUGAUAUCUGGAGUAAGGAAGGGAAUGGACGAUGACUCUAUAUUGGGGGGACUGUAUACGCAAAAUCUGAAGGGAGAAAUAGGGGAGGAAGAAUUCAGGAACAGGGUAAAGAUUGUGAAGAGAUUUGGGAGACAGCAUGAUGAAACGGAAAAAGUUGUAGUAAGAUGUCCAAGGGAUUGCAGGAAUAAAAUAGUUAGUGAAGGUAGGGUGUAUAUGGGACUGAUGAGCUAUAGGUGUGAAAUAUAUGAAGUAGUAGAGAGGUGCUAUAAGUGUUUAGACUUUGAUCACCGUGUGUUCCAAUGUAAAAAGGAAGUAGUUUGCUUCAGGUGUGGUGGUGAAGGACAUAUUGCGGUGAAAUGUAAAGGGAAGGAACAGUGUGUUAGAUGUAAGAUAAUGGAUAGACAAAAUAGGCGAUAUGAGAUGGUGAAGAUUCUCCAGUUGAACUGCCAGCGUAGUUACGCGGUAAUGUGUGACCUUGGCCAGUACGCCGUGAGGAUGGGGAUUCAGAUCCUCCUCCUUCAGGAACCAUAUGUGUGGCGUGAUCGCGUUCGGGGUUUACCUGGGGGAACAGUAGUAUAUGUGAGUGAAAGGGGAAGUACGGCUGUGUGUGUGAUUGAUGUGAAAUUGGUGAGUAUGUCUGUGGAAGAGUAUAAAUGGAAAGACGGUGUGGGGGUGUGGGUAAAAGGGGACAUGGGGGAACUGUUUGUUUCCUCGGUCUAUUUUAGGCCAAGAGAGCGAAUGGACAGGGGGAUGGCAUUUGUGGAGGAAAUGGUCCGGGUUGCCAGGGGAAAGAGGCUGUUGAUAGGGGUAGAUGCCAAUGCAGCGUCUAUUCUCUGGCACAGUAAGGGAGUGAGAGGAGGUUCGGAGGCGGGUAGAAGAGGGGAGGAAAUAGAGGAUUGGCUGCUAAGGACGGACUUAUUAGUGCUAAACGUCCCCACAGAUACAUUUACGUUCUCUGGACCCCGGGGGGAGGGUGAUAUAGACAUCACUCUCUUUUCCGGAGAUGAGAGAGAUGUCUCCUUCGAGUGGACGGUAAAGGAGGAUUGGCCGUUGGGAGAUCAUAAUCCGAUAAGGAUAGAAAUGUGGGUAGGAAAUGGCAUGACUGAGGAUGAGGAAAGGGGUAGGGAACGAAGGGAGUUGAGAGAAAUCAAAAGAUGGAAGCAACAAGGUUGUGAUUGGGAGGCAUAUAGAGAGUGCCUGAGAGGAAAAGCGCAUGAUUUUGGGUUGGAUAACUUUAAUAUUCUGGGAGUGGAUGAAAAGGUGAAAAAGCUGAAUGAAUGGAUAGAAAGAGUGAAUAAUGAGUGUAUGAGAAGAAUGAAUAGCAGUAGAACGAAGAAGAAGUUAACAUGGUGGAAUGAGGAACUGGAGGAAAUAAAGAGAGAGACAAGAAGGAAGAGAAGGAUCUAUCAACGACAGAGGAGGAGGGAUGGUGAUUUGGAUAGGGAGAAAUGGAAUUAA
Messenger RNA from Phymastichus coffea, 2568 nucleotides. RefSeq lists its product as uncharacterized. The record is from RefSeq and is a predicted model, not a curated record. Lineage: Eukaryota; Metazoa; Arthropoda; Insecta; Hymenoptera; Eulophidae. The coding region runs from base 1 to 2568 and encodes 855 amino acids. Gene Ontology annotation, molecular function: zinc ion binding; nucleic acid binding; catalytic activity. The transcript is spliced from 2 exons.